Poecilia reticulata (guppy) is the source of this 7232-nucleotide messenger RNA. Lineage: Eukaryota; Metazoa; Chordata; Actinopteri; Cyprinodontiformes; Poeciliidae. The record is from RefSeq and is a predicted model, not a curated record.
CUGACUUGGGCGCAUCCCGGCGAUUCAACUUUCUCCCCUCCCCAACUUGUUGAUGGACUAAUAAUACUGCCAGCUCUCUUAGCCUACAUCCCUGUUCCGUGUUUUAGUGCGGCAUGAUGCGCCCACAGGAGCAGUAAUCCUCUUCUGUGCAGCUGCUUCCUCCCUCAUGCUCUCUCUUCUCCUCAAGGGCAAAUCGAGGUGCGCCUCUGGCUGCCGCCGCUGCGCACUGCUGCUGAAGACAGCGCAGCGUCCUUUGCGCUCUCCGCGGGCUCCUGGGACCUUUUGUCGUUUGGGAUGAACGCAGAAGAAGCGCCGUGUGAAAGGGGCCAGAGCCGGUCCAGUUGUUUAUCGCACCCCUGGCAGCAAAGCGACAUGUCGGUGUUUGCUUGGACAAGUGUUUUUUGAGCGCGAAACUUUGGAUUGUGUGGGGGGUCAGCUGUCUCCGCUCGGGUGACUGGGGGAGUUUUGGGUUCGAGAGGAGAUGCGAGCGUCGACGUGAAGACAUGGAUAUUACGCGGAGGGUUUGGUCGUUCUUCCUGCUGAAACCCGAAGAAUUUCACUCUGAAAACGAUGCUUUGAAUCUCGGAGUUUCGUAUAAUAAGUAAAUUCUAGUACAGGACGAUCAGGAUGAAAAGAUGGCAGCCAUGCUGUUACCAACGGGUCCUGACGGCUUGCGGCGGUUCACUCGCGAAUCCCUGGCUGCCCUGGAGCGGCGGGUGGCGGAGGAGCAGGCCAAGAGCUCCAAGGGUUGCACCGAGGCUCAGAAGAACGCCGAGGYGGCCAAACCCCGCGCUGACCUGGAGGUGGGCAAGCAGCUGCCGCGCAUCUUCGGCGACAUCCCUCCAGAGCUCGUCGGGGUUCCACUGGAGGACAUCGAUCCCUUCUACUACAAGAACCAGAAGACUUUUAUAGUACUUAACAAGGGGAAAGCCAUCUUCAGAUUCAGCGCCACGUCUGCACUUUACAUAUUAAGUCCAUUUCACUUCAUCAGAUCGAUUGCCAUAAAAAUCUUAGUCCAUGCGUUGUUUAGCUAUUUCAUAAUGUUCACCAUCCUGACCAACUGUUUCUUCAUGGCCAUGUCCGAUCCGCCAACAUGGACCAAAUACCUGGAGUACACCUUCACUGGCAUCUACACUUUCGAGUCGGCGAUAAAAAUUUUCGCGAGAGGGUUCUGUUUAGUGCCGUUCACCUUCCUGAGAGACCCGUGGAACUGGCUCGACUUCAUCGUCAUCAUCAUGGCAUACGUCACUGAAUUUGUCGACCUUGGRAAUGUCUCUGCGUUAAGAACCUUCAGAGUAUUGAGAGCUCUGAAAACCAUCUCAGUCAUUCCAGGUCUGAAGACGAUUGUGGGCGCUCUGAUCCAGUCUGUGAGGAAGCUGGCCGACGUGAUGAUCCUGACUGUCUUCUGCCUCAGCGUGUUCGCCCUCAUCGGCCUGCAGCUCUUCAUGGGUCUCCUGCGACAAAAGUGUGUCCGGAACCUCGACCACUGCAUCAACUCCUCGUACACCCCCAACACCACCUUCAUCUGCAACAACCGGACCUGGAGUUCGCCGGACGACUUUCUCACCAACGAGGAUAAUUUCUACAAAGUUGAAGGGCAGAAGGAUGCUUUAAUAUGUGGAUAUGGAAGCGAUGCAGGGAAGUGCCCAGAUGGAUUUGAUUGCCUCAAAGUGGGAAGAAAUCCAAACUACGACUACACCAGUUUUGAUACCUUCGGUUGGGCUUUUCUGGCCCUUUUCCGACUCAUGACCCAAGACUAUUGGGAGGAGCUCUUUCACCAGACUUUGCGCUCAGCAGGGAAAACCUACAUGGUUUUCUUUGUGCUGGUGAUCUUCCUUGGCUCCUUCUACCUGGUCAACCUGAUCCUGGCCGUGGUGGCCAUGGCCUACGAGGAGCAGAACCAGGCGACCAUUGCUGAGGCCUGGCAGAAAGAGAGGGAGUUCCAGCUGGCCAUGGAGCAUCUCAGACGAGAGCAAAGAUUGGCAGCCAAAAGACAAGCACAGGAGACAGACUCUGUUGUGUCGCCRGAGUUAUCGCCGUUCUGUCUGAAAGCAGGAAGUAUUCGCCGCAGCAGCAGUAGAAGAAGAAGAUCUCACAGGACUCUUUCAGAGGAGACAGCAGCUGAAGCUGCUGAGGAGAGGCUGGAGCCAGUGGAUGAAAUUGUGCCUCCUCUGUCCCCUCUGCCAGUCCACCCUCUGCUGGCCACGCUCUCCUCUCACCCCCUCAGCACCAGGAGAGCCAGCCAGAACAGCAUCUUCAGCUCCUUCCGCCCUCGCAACAACUCGGAGGCUGACUUCGCGGACGACGAGUACAGCGUCCACGGGGACGUCUUCAGGAGUCGCGCCAGUUCGACCGCAACGCCCUGGAAGAAGAGGACGGGCAGCGUCAGAAGCCACUGCUCGCAGGUGUUGACCCCCAGCCUCAACAUCAACGGACGACUCAACGUCUUGCUGGACCAGAACGGCAUCGCCGCCAUGGGUCUGCUCACCCCGACGUGUGUGCCGGCUCACAGCAUGGAGAAGUUGAAGGAAGAAACAAAGCCAUGCAGCGGAGUGGAUCCGGCUCCCAGGCCUCUGCUGCAGCCUUCGCCCAGCGUCACGGAGCGCUGCUCUGUGCGCAGGAAACGAGCUCACAGCUCCUUCAGCUUCUUCAGCGACGCCAUGGAGGAGCUGGAGGAAUCGAGGCAGAAGUGCCCCCCUUGCUGGUACGCCUUCGCCAGGAAGUAUUUGAUAUGGGACUGCUGCCCCUGGUGGCUGAAGUUAAAGGAGUGUGUGAAGUUCAUGGUGAUGGAUCCCUUCCUGGACCUGGGUAUCACCAUAUGCAUUGUACUGAACACCCUGUUCAUGGCUCUGGAGCAUUACCCCAUGACUGAUGAGUUCAACACCAUGCUGUCAGUGGGCAACCUGGUUUUCACAGGGAUCUUUACAGCUGAGAUGGUGUUGAAGCUCGUUGCCCUGGACCCAUAUUACUACUUCCAGCAGGGCUGGAACAUCUUCGACGGCGUCAUCGUCUGCCUCAGUCUGAUGGAGCUGGGCCUUUCCACCGUGGAGGGACUGUCUGUCCUGCGCUCUUUCAGACUGCUAAGAGUGUUUAAGCUGGCAAAGUCCUGGCCUACUCUCAACACUCUCAUCAAGAUCAUUGGGAACUCUGUGGGCGCCCUGGGGAACCUGACGCUGGUGCUGGCCAUCAUUGUUUUCAUCUUCGCCGUGGUGGGCAUGCAGCUGUUUGGCAAGAACUACCAGGACUGCGUGUGUAAGAUUGCCUUUGACUGCCAGCUGCCCCGCUGGCACAUGAAGGACUUCUUCCACUCCUUCCUGAUCGUGUUCCGGGUGUUGUGUGGCGAGUGGAUCGAGACCAUGUGGGAUUGCAUGGAAGUGGCCGGGCAGCCUCUCUGCAUCCUGGUGUUCAUGUUGGUCAUGGUAAUAGGGAACCUGGUGGUGCUGAAUCUGUUUCUUGCCCUGCUGCUCAGCUCCUUCAGCUCCGACAACCUCUCCGCUCCUGAAGAAGACGGCGACCUGAACAACAUCCAGGUCGCCAUCGGCCGCAUCCACGCCGGCGUGUCGUGGCUCAGCGGGAGCGUCGUWAACCUCUUCAGCCACGGCUUCAGGAGUCAAAAGCAGAAGGCCAAAGAGGCCGGUCAGGCCGAGCAGAUGGUCGGAAAUCACAUAGAGAGCAACGGGGGGAUAAUCGGAACCUACGGAGAAAAGUACAUCCUGCCUGAAGAGGACAGUUACAUGACCAACCCCAACCUGACUGUCGUGGUUCCCAUCGCUCCUGGAGAGUCCGAUGUGGAGUUUCUGGAGGAGGAAAAUUCAGAGUCAUCAGAGGAUGAGGACAACAAGCCGGAGAAGAUCAGCCUUUCGGAGGGCAGCACCGUGGACAUGAGGAAGCCUGGAGAGGAGGAAGAYGACUUAUCGGAGCUGGACGAUGACASUAUGGAACCGGAGGAUUGCUUCCCAUACUUGUGUCUGAGGCACUGUCCGUGCUGCGACAUCGACACCAGCCGCGGCCUGGGCCAAGCCUGGUGGAGGCUGAGGAAGACCUGCUACCAGAUUGUAGAACACAGCUGGUUUGAGACCUUCAUCAUCUUCAUGAUCCUGCUYAGCAGCGGGGCUCUGGCGUUUGAAGACAUCUACAUCGAGAGGAGGAAAGUCAUUAAAGUGAUGUUGGAGUAUGCCGACAAAGUCUUCUCCUACAUCUUUGUCCUGGAAAUGUUCCUCAAGUGGAUAGCAUAUGGCUUCAAGAAAUAUUUCACCAACUACUGGUGCUGGCUCGACUUCCUCAUUGURGACAUCGCCACAGACCGCACUAUUGUUAGGGUAAGUUGUAGCUAGCAGGUAAUUUCGUUUUAUUUAUAUAGCACGUUUUCAGCAACAAGGCAACUCAAAGUGCUUUACAUUGGAUGAAUAUGUACUAACUCUUCUUGCCUCUUUACCCUACAGGUGGUGGUGAAUGCCCUGAUCGGAGCCAUCCCCUCCAUUAUGAACGUGCUUCUCGUGUGUCUUAUCUUCUGGCUCAUCUUCAGCAUCAUGGGAGUCAACCUGUUUGCUGGCAAGUUUGGGAAGUGCGUGAACAAAACGGGUUUUAUCCACAGCGUCUCGGUGGUCAACAACAAGUCCGACUGCCUCGCCAUGAACGACACGCAGUUCUACUGGACAAAGGUGAAGGUCAACUUCGACAAUGUUGGACUCGGCUACCUUUCCCUUCUGCAAGUGGCGACGUUUAAAGGAUGGAUGGAAAUCAUGAAUGCUGCCGUUGACUCAAGAGGAGUGGAGGAGCAACCCAGCAGAGAAAUCAACCUCUACAUGUACCUCUACUUUGUCAUCUUCAUCAUAUUCGGCUCUUUUUUUACCCUCAACCUCUUCAUCGGGGUCAUCAUUGACAAUUUCAAUCAGCAGAAGAGAAAGUUAGGUGGACAGGAUAUUUUUAUGACUGAGGAACAAAAGAAGUACUACAACGCAAUGAAAAAGUUGGGAUCUAAGAAACCUCAAAAGCCAAUCCCAAGGCCUGCGAACAUCCUCCAAGCCUUCUUCUUCGAUCUGGUGUCCAAGCAAGCCUUCGACAUCAUGAUCAUGAUGCUCAUCAUCGUCAACAUGGUGACCAUGAUGGUGGAAACCGACGAGCAGUCGGAUCGGAUGGAGUCUGUCCUCAACAUCAUCAACCUGGUCUUCAUCGUUAUCUUCACAACCGAAUGCCUGAUUAAGCUCUUUGCUCUCCGAUGUUACUUCUUCACUGUUGCAUGGAACAUUUUUGACUUCGUGGUCAUCAUUCUCUCUAUAAUUGGGAUUGUCCUCGCUGACAUCAUUGAGAAGUACUUUGUAUCUCCAACGCUGUUCCGAGUCAUCAGACUGGCCAGGAUAGGACGUGUACUUCGACUUAUCCGUGCAGCCAAAGGAAUAAGGACUUUACUGUUUGCCUUAAUGAUGUCCAUGCCMGCACUGUUCAACAUYGGCCUCCUGCUUUUUCUCGUAAUGUUCAUCUACGCCAUCUUUGGCAUGGCGAACUUUGCCUACGUGAAGAAGCAAGACGGGAUCGAUGACAUGUUCAACUUUGAGACCUUUGGGAACAGCAUCAUCUGCCUUUUUCAGAUCAGCACCUCAGCAGGCUGGGACAACCUCCUGAGCCCCAUCAUGUCCAGCCCCCCGGAGGAGUGUGACAUCAACUUCGUCAAUACCGGCACCAACACCCGCGGGAACUGCGGGAACCCGUCGGUGGGCAUCGCUUUCUUCGUGAGCUACAUCAUCAUCUCUUUUCUCAUCGUGGUGAACAUGUACAUAGCCAUCAUCCUGGAGAACUUCAGCGUUGCCACCGAAGAGAGCACAGAACCUCUGAGCGAGGAUGACUUUGAAAUGUUCUACGAGGUCUGGGAGAAGUUYGACUCCGAGGCCACUCAGUUCAUAGAGUUCUCGAUGCUGGAGAAGUUUGCCGACGCGCUGUCGGAGCCGCUGCGGAUCGCGAAGCCAAACAAGAUCCAGCUGAUCUCCAUGGAUCUUCCCAUGGUGAGCGGGGACAAAAUCCACUGCCUGGACAUCCUGUUUGCGUUCACAAAACGCGUACUGGGGGAGUCGGGUGACAUGGACACCCUCAAGCAGCAGAUGGAGGAGAAGUUCAUGGUGACCAACCCGUCUAAGGUCUCCCACGAGCCCAUCACUUCAACGCUGCGCCGCAAAAUGGAGGAGGUGUCUGUGGUCAUCAUCCAGAGGUGCUACAGGAGGCAUCUGGUGCGGCGGCAAAUGAAGCAGGCGUCUUACCUCUACAGACAAAUCAACUCCGAGACGGCGGUGGAUGUGGACAACGCUCCAGAGACGGAGGGGCUCAUAGCGUCCAUGAUACAGCACUUUGCUCCCGUAGCAAUACAAGUCGAGCAGACAGCAGAGGACUCGCUGCUGUCCUCACCGCCAUCUUACGACAGCGUGACUCGGGGGGCCGGCGUAAGACCCUCUGCUACAGUCAGAACCGCAUCUCGAGGCCCCGAAGUCGGGGACCUGACCGAAAACUACGAGGAAACAUUUCUUUGAGACUGCAUCGAGACGGAUUGAAUCGAUUGAGCAAUAAUUCAUGUUAAACUGAUUUUUUAAAAAUGGUUUUAUAAGACGCAGAGGAUAUAUGCAAUUUUUUUAAAGUACAGUAGCUCACAGCCUCUAUUUUAGUAGAAAGAYGAUCCUGAGUAAAUGUAACCUUCACAUCGACAAUAGGUUCUAUAGUUAAUAUUUUCAAAACGCCUCUGGGAAAGUUGUAGGGAUGUUUUUGGUUAAUCUUACGGUGAUAGGAAGGUCAGCAUUUAAAUUCCAAACUACAUCAGAACAGUGAACCACUCCAUGCACAGUUUCUACAUGCAAGGGUGCUUGUAGGUUUCAGGCAGACUCAUUCUACUGUUUUAUACUCAACUUAUCUGCACUUUAAUCAAAACACUGGAUGGUCAUUUUGUUGAUUGUAUUAAAAAGUAAGUUCUUUAAUUAAUAGUCCUCUGAAGUUUCCCAUCCAUUUGGCGCUCGUAGAUCUGCGAUAUUAGAGCAUUUUCAAUGWAAAGCGUUGACGCUGGUGAAGGGGGAUGCAAAGCGCUUUACGAUGCAUUACUCCAUUUUGUUCAGAUCUCCGUUGUUAGGUUGCCUCCUCCUUGGUUGCUGUGAUUCGUGUGAAAUGCAAAAAUGUUGAAUGUUCAAACUUUCAAGCACAUCUGUAUCAACCAAACGUAAAUGCUUUGUCAAAAAAAGAAAAAAAUUGCAUAAUGA